Molecule: messenger RNA, 875 nt
Organism: Canariomyces notabilis
Lineage: Eukaryota; Fungi; Ascomycota; Sordariomycetes; Sordariales; Chaetomiaceae
Exons: 2
Coding region: 367-588 (73 amino acids)
Source: RefSeq, a predicted model, not a curated record
GGGUCUCCAACUGGUUCUUGGCAUCUCAUGGAUGCGAAAUCCAAGUGGGGCAAGGAAUGGAAAUCGGCAGGUCCAUCCACCACCUGAACAUCCAUCCACCCAAGGUACUCCGUACCCAGGUUCUGGUCGUGAGCCAGACACGAGAGAGAUUCCCGUCCCGUCGUGCCCUGAAAUCUCGACCUGUUGUUACAUUCACUAGAGCAGGUGGACUUACUACCUCAGCGGCAGCCUCAAAUUGCAAACGGCAAAUCUCCGUUCUCUCAAGCCAUUGGUUAGGCCACUUAGGUGCUAUCAGUCGGCAUAUGCCGUAGGGUACCUAACCUAAUUCGAUUUGCUCGGCUUCCGAUAUUGUUCCCUGCAGCAAGAAUGCCAACCUCAUUUGAGCAGUUUGACGACGCCGCAUGGGACUAUGGUGAGGAGCUGCUUAGAAAAUGGGUGACAGGGUUCUGCAACAGGGACCUUUAUCUCAAGAUCAGUAAGGUCAUGAAGCACUACAUGGGUGGAGAUGCAGUGGAGUUAGUUCGCCGCAAAGAAGCGUUUUCAAUGUCUCCUUUCGGGUAUGAGUUGUUGAUGGUCUCGGGGCCAUGAUCCGGUUUCCCAUGCCGGCCUACUUCCAGUACGCUGAAGAGAAGCUUCGAGCCGAGGUGGCUACGAUGCGCUACAUCAACGACACACCACUAUCCCUAUACCUUUUGUGCUGCACUAUGGCAUGAGAGAGGAGAGUCCCUGUGAAGUAGGGCCGUUCAUCAUCAUGGAAUGGAUUGAGAAUUCAGGUGAUGUCAAUGACGCAGCCAACACACCUGGCCUGACCCUCGAGGAUCCUCCGAUACUCGAUGCCAAUAUAGACUAGGGAAAGCUCGAGCGUGUAUACUUGC